This is a messenger RNA of Varroa destructor (honeybee mite), 1244 nucleotides long. It is a transcript of the gene Polr2J, whose product is annotated as DNA-directed RNA polymerase II subunit RPB11. Gene Ontology annotation, biological process: transcription by RNA polymerase II. Gene Ontology annotation, cellular component: RNA polymerase II, core complex. Gene Ontology annotation, molecular function: DNA binding; protein dimerization activity. Lineage: Eukaryota; Metazoa; Arthropoda; Arachnida; Mesostigmata; Varroidae. The record is from RefSeq and is a predicted model, not a curated record.
GAUAUACAGGUGCCGAAUGCGUCUAUAUUUACGAUAAACAAGGAGGACCAUACACUUGGGAACAUGAUCCGCGCGCAGCUACUUAAGAUAUAAUCAAAUAAGACAACUCGCACAGACAAAUGCAUCGUACCUUUAUGCUAAGCAUUAGAUUCCUGUAACAGAUCUGAGAAGAGCCAGUCGUUAAAGAUACGGGCACAUCCUUAUCAACAAUACUGUCGUUUUCUCGAAGAAAGCUACGAACAAUUUGAUGUAGGACGCCCAUCCGGUAAUGGUUGCUGAAAACGGUCAGUGUUAGUCCGUGCCACAGUCGACUACGGUCCCAUUAUUUAGGCCGAACCUUCAUCCAUCAUCCAUGUCAAGCAAAGGCUUCGGUGCAUUUAAGGCGCCAAAAGGAUUGGAUAGACUUCGCGGUUACGUAUGUGCCUUAAAGGGUGAUCCCGCUGAGUUAGAGGAGUGCCGUUCUAAGAACAAAGGUAAAUGGUGCACUUGUCGCCGGUUAGCAGACCAUGUUAAACCACUUAUAGGAAGAAAACUCGGGAUGUUUUUGCCCAAGUGCGACAAAUACUAUUCAAGACUAUUCGACCGCAAACAAUGUUACAACCUCGAUGCGGAAUGCUGGUGCGUCAAUCCAAAGACAGGCCGAAUGAUCGAAGGUACCAAAGUCAAGGGCAAACGCAUGAAUGAGCUGGACUGCUGGCCAAAAAUGAAUAAAAUCAGAGAGGAGCUCUGAAAGUAGUAUUGAAAACAUGCAAAGAAUUUAUCAGAAUGACCGGAAGUUAUCAGAAUUAAAGCAAAUGAAAACGGUGGGUGUGAAUCACUCACUACUAUCUCUUCUGAUUUGUGCUACGUGCUAGCAUCAUUUGGACGUAACUGAAUGCCGAUGAUCACUGGGCCAAUUUCUUUAAUUACACAAAUGUCAACUAAUUACUUGCACUUCUUUUUAUCGAUAAAGCUUCGUACAACAAACCCAGCACGAGGCAAUCAUAGAUAAUUGGCGGCAACCGUAAUCGGCAAUAUAUAAUUUUAUACGUUAUUAUAGUGUAUACAAUUAUGUCAAAACUGGAAGCUGAAUCAGCGUAAAGAGGUGGUACUAACAGGCGAAAUCAGUCAACUUAUAAGAAUCGCGUUUGUUCAAUUUCUUCGGUUAAACGUUAGGUGACUCGCUAUCAAAAAAGGACCCAUUGAAACAAGAACUUUUAACGCCUAUGAGGAUGCGUCGCUUUGUAUGCAAUAGAAUGACAACA